This is a messenger RNA of Durio zibethinus, 989 nucleotides long. Its product is annotated as syntaxin-124-like. Gene Ontology annotation, cellular component: endomembrane system; SNARE complex; plasma membrane. Gene Ontology annotation, molecular function: SNARE binding; SNAP receptor activity. Gene Ontology annotation, biological process: exocytosis; vesicle fusion; intracellular protein transport. The record is from RefSeq and is a predicted model, not a curated record. NCBI's taxonomy places the organism in Eukaryota, Viridiplantae, Streptophyta, Magnoliopsida, Malvales, Malvaceae.
UGUCAACCCUUUGGGGUAAACUUCAUAUAUAAAUAUUAACAAAAAAGAAGAAGAGAAGUAAUUUGUAAAGUUGUGCCAAGAUGAAUGAUUUGAUCUCAAGUUCGUUCAAGAAAUACACAGACCUGAGGCAACAGGUCUACCUGGACGACAUAGAAGCAGGAAAUGAGAGCGUUAAUCUCGAUAAAUUCUUCGAAGAUGUUGAGAAUGUAAAGGAAGACAUGAAAAAUGUGGAACGGCUGUACAAGGCAUUACAAGAAGCCAACGAAGAAAGCAAAACUGUCCACAAUGCAAAGACCAUGAAACAACUACGUGCUCGAAUGGACACGGAUGUUGAGCAGGUGCUUAAAAGAGUCAAAAUUAUCAAGGGAAAGCUUGAAGGUUUAGAACGAUCCAAUGCAGCUAGUCGAAACGUUCCAGGUUGUGGGCCUGGAUCAUCUUCAGAUAGAACCAGAACCUCAGUGGUUAGUGGCUUGGGAAAGAAACUGAAGGAUUUGAUGGAUGAUUUUCAAGGAUUGAGAUCAAGAAUGCAAUCAGAAUAUAAGGAAACAGUGGAGCGCAGGUAUUUUACGAUCACGGGGCAGAAGGCUGAUGAAGACACUAUUGAGAAUUUGAUUUCAAGUGGUGAAAGCGAAAGCUUCCUGCAAAGGGCCAUUCAGGAGCAAGGAAGAGGUCAGAUUAUGGACACAAUAUCAGAAAUUCAAGAAAGGCACGAUGCUGUUAAGGAGAUAGAGAAGAACUUGAUUGAACUCCAUCAGAUAUUCUUGGACAUGGCUGCCCUUGUUGAAGCUCAGGGUCACCAACUCAACGACAUUGAAAGCCAUGUUGCUCAUGCUAGUUCCUUUGUAAGACGAGGUACCGAACACCUUCAGGAAGCUAGGGAAUAUCAGAAGAACUCGAGGAAGUGGACAUGUAUAGCAAUAAUUGCUGGUGUUGUCUUCAUUAUAGUCCUCCUCUUACCACUUUUACCAACAAUUAUAAAUCUCUUGUAG